Doryrhamphus excisus (bluestripe pipefish) is the source of this 576-nucleotide messenger RNA. RefSeq names its product lens epithelial protein (gene lenep). NCBI's taxonomy places the organism in Eukaryota, Metazoa, Chordata, Actinopteri, Syngnathiformes, Syngnathidae. Gene Ontology annotation, biological process: multicellular organism development. The record is from RefSeq and is a predicted model, not a curated record.
UUGGGCACCCGUCAUUGGGCCCCCCGUCAUUGGACUAGAAAGGACGCACGCUAAAGCAGGAUAAGUGGAGAAGAGGGCCGACUCGGGUAGAAGACACCGCCAGUUGCAUGAGUCCCAUCCUGCCCCACUUGUCGGACCUCGCCUCCCAUUUGGUCAACUCCUUGUCCCCUUUCCUGUCUGGAGCCAUGCACCCUCAGCGUCCUCUUCCCCAAGCCAUGCCCGCUUCUUCUUCGUCCUCCUCGCUGGGGCAGCAGCUCCGGAACAUGGCCAUGGGUCUGGGACGUGGCAAGAACUUCUUGGGCGGGAACGUGGCCUACGGAUUUGUGCAGUCUCUUAAGGAGUGCCUCUACUUCCUGCUGUGCUGCUGGUGCAUCAAGGAGAUCCUGGACUGAGGGUGUUCAUGGAGCGGGUUGCCUGUUUGACGCCGAUGACUGAUUCCUUUGUGAAAGAUGGAGCGUUCGACAAGGGAUGCUGGGAAAAAACGAUGGAUGCACUUCUUGGUUUGAUUAUGUUUGAUUUGGAAGGAUAUACAGGCACAAACACACCGUGGGUUCAUAAUAAAGGAUUUCAUCUUUA